AUGGACAAUAUCGGUCAGGGGCAAUGUGGGAACAAACACAUUGGUUCCAAGAGAGAUGGAUUACGAGAAUCCGCAACGCCCUUUUUGGGACCCUCACUUGGUGUCUUUAUCCACACCUUUUUUGUCCUUCUUACUUCCCCUCCUCUUCCAUUUCUCACCGUUGGUUCCAUGUCUUCCUCCUCCUCCGGCGGCGGCCGACGGCGGAGACCUCGUGGGGAUUUCGACACUCCUUCUUCUUCCCGCCGCCGCGCCGCCAAUGGGGUUUGGCCGGAGCCAUUUAUAGAAGCACUUGCUACUCAAGUUGCCAUUGAUGCCUCUCGCUCUCUCGGCAGAAUCCACGCCGCCGCAGCUCUUUCCAAUGUCUUCCAGGUUUGCUCCAUGUGGCGUGCUGUGUCUCGGUCGGAGCUGUUGUGGCGUCGUUUGACUACUCAGAUUUGGGGUCGGAGCUUUCGUCUGCUUGACACGUGGCGUGAUGAAUACAUCUAUUGGCAUACUACGGCGUGUAACUUUUGGAGACGUAGAUAUCUUCAUACGAUCCUCCAAUUUGAUCAAUCUGAUGUGGAUGAGCCUGCUGGUUUGAUGUGUCGUUGUCUUGCCCUCUCGUUGCAUUACCUGGCAUGUGGAUUUGCUGAUGGUACUGUUCGCCUUUUCGACCUUGCCACGCGUCUCCAUGUCGCGACGUUUCAUCCUCACCAUCGUGAUCGUCUUGGCUUAUUCUCGCGUGCUGUCUCUGGGAUUGUCAUCACCGAUGCAUGCCUCGUGUUUGCCAGCGUGGAUGGUGAUGUCCAUGUUGGAAUCAUUGCUGCAGCCAUGAAUGGUGUUUCCCCGACACGUCGGGUAUGCGAAGGGAAUGUGAUGAACGACGGUGUGUUGGUGGAUUUCGCUGGAUGUGACCGAUGGUGGGUUGGUCUUUACGCAGGUGUACCUGGUCGGACGUUCCAUGUAUGGGAUGGAAACACGGAGGAGCUCGUGUUUGUUGGCGGGUCGCUGACGGACCCAGAAGCUGUGACAGGAUGGCACAUGCUGACGGAGCCAACCGAGCCAGUGGGUCGAGUACGCGUGUCGAACCAGGAAUCGGCAGUGGCGUGCACAAGGUUACAGCUAAUGGUAUUAGACUUGAGAGAUCAAGAAGUGGUAUUAAACGAGGAGGAAAAUGGGGAGGUGAGGAUAGUAACGUCGAUGGAUGUGAGCAACGAGAGGUACAUUGUGGUGGACGGAGAAGGGGUGAGUAUAGUAAGAAGAGUGGACACAAUGGAAGAAGUUUGCAGGUUCUUAGUGAGUGGGGCGGGUCAGAGAGGGGCCAUGGGCUGCAUCAACAUGGGUUAUGCAGUGAUGAACUCGAGCGGGGCGAUGAAAGUUUGGGAAAUCGAGCAUGGACAGUUUCUGUACAGGUUUAGGGAGAGGGUCGGGGCAGCCACGGCCAUGGUUGCCAACGACCGGUAUGUGGCAGCGUCGGGGUUCGACAGAAGGUUACAUUUGUGGGAUUUUGGUGCAUAAUUUAACAAUGGUAGCAGAAGAAGUAUAUUGGGAGGUCUUUUUUGGGGGGUUCGUGUACAGUAUGGAAGGAGUUGGGUUUGUAGCAGUGGGUGGGUGGGAGUGUUGUGAUGUUCUUCCUUUUUUUGUUGGGGUUUAGGAGAAGGGGAGAGUUUAUGGGAUUUAGAUUAUUAUGCUCUUUUUUUUUUCUUUUUCUUUUCCCCAAUUUCUUUGCAAGGGAAAAAAAGGAAAAGAAUAGGAUUCAUCAUUGUUUUGAACAAUGUAUUUUCAGUCCGUUUAAUUUAAGGAGGCAAUUAUUAAGGGUUUAAAGAAUCACUAUUGGAUGCAUGCAUGUAGAAUAUAUAUGUUAAAAACAUAAAAAUAUACAACCACUAAAGGGGGCGGGGCUAGGGAUAGGAACGGAGAAUAUAAUCUCUCUCUAGCUACAUUUAACGAACGGAGAGAAUUGUUCUACGAGAGAGGUUCCGCAGAUAAAAUAUACAUAUCUUCGUGCAAAGCUUCUUCCAAUUUA
This is a messenger RNA of Cucurbita maxima (winter squash), 2005 nucleotides long. Its product is annotated as transcriptional regulator STERILE APETALA-like. Gene Ontology annotation, cellular component: preribosome, large subunit precursor. NCBI's taxonomy places the organism in Eukaryota, Viridiplantae, Streptophyta, Magnoliopsida, Cucurbitales, Cucurbitaceae. The transcript has 3 exons. The record is from RefSeq and is a predicted model, not a curated record. Gene Ontology annotation, molecular function: protein binding. The coding region runs from base 1 to 1497 and encodes 498 amino acids.